AUGGCACCCAAAAAGAUUCUGGUGGUCAACCCGAACAGCUCUAAGUCUAUCACUGACAAUCUGGAGCAAUUAGUUUCUGUCCCACAUUCCUAUGAGCUUCAAUUCUAUACAGCUCCUCCUGAAGCACCAAAAUCAAUCAAUAAUGAAGAUGAUGCAUUAGUUUCUGCUGAAAUUUGCUUUCCAGCGUUGAAAAAACGUAUCGAUGAGUCUCCCGUGGAUGGUGUGCUUGUAUGCUGCUUCUCAGAUCAUCCUUUGGUUCCGAUGCUGACUAAAGAAUUCCCUUCAAUUAAGGCAUUAGGUAUCUUCCAGGGCUCAUUAUUGUAUAGUUUGGGACUGGCUACUGAUGAUCACAAGUUUGCCAUCUUGACAUCCAACAACCAAUGGGAACGAAUUCUUGAUGACUCUUUGUUGGAUUUCUUUUACGGGAAAGGUUCCACAAUAGAAAAAAGAGAAAAGAAGUUGCCUUCGUAUUGUCUCCCCACCAUCGCCGCCAAUGUUGAAGUCCUGGAGUUGCAAGAUCCCAAAAAGUUCAAGAAGCUCCAAGAGAAAGUCCAGAAACUGGUUGACGAAGGUGCCAAAAUCAUCCUACUUGGAUGUGCUGGGCUGAGUGGCUUGGAUCUCAAGUUCAAAGACGUUUUCCCUCAAGUCAAAUUUGUCGACACUGUUAAGGUUGGUGUUCAAUUCUUGGUUCCAUUGAUUGAGUAUUAG
Molecule: messenger RNA, 708 nt
Organism: Komagataella phaffii GS115
Lineage: Eukaryota; Fungi; Ascomycota; Pichiomycetes; Pichiales; Pichiaceae
Exons: 1
Coding region: 1-708 (235 amino acids)
Source: RefSeq, a predicted model, not a curated record